AUGCACGUCGUGAGAGAUUGCCCGUUUGCGAGAGCAGUGUGGGCGGAUUUCCUGGAUGGCGAGCCCGACAGUAGAUUUUUCGAGCCGGAUUUGAAGCGAUGGUCUCUUUACUACCUGUCUAGUCGGAGUAAUGUGGUUGACCCUACCUUGUUUGCAGGCACGUGUUGGCUACUGUGGAAGAACCGGAAUAGUCUCAUAUUCGAAGGUGAGCAGAAGACCCAUGCACAUAUCCAGUUUGACGCAAAGCAGCUCAAGACUCGGAUCCGCAAUGCUUUUGAGCAGGAGUCGCGCAUUUUCGGAGCCGGGGGACUCCGGGAACGCCGCCUCAUCAGCUGGGAACCACCGCAACCUGGCUGGCUUUGUGUGAAUACCGACGGCUCGGUUAUACAGGCGAACGAAAGCACAUCUUGUGGAGGGAUCAUACGAGGGGACGAUGGUCGGUUCGUUAAAGCGUUCUCAGCGAACCUUGGAGGGGGUUCUAUUACCCGAGCAGAGCUGGCUGGAAUUGUGCAUGGGUUGAAGCUCGCCUGGGAAGAGGGGGCUAGGAAGGUGCUUCUUCAGACAGAUUCCAACACGGCAGUCACCCUGAUUGCGUCUGCAACGACCAACCACCCACAUUAUACGACUGUUGCUGAGAUUCGUCGCUGGUUAGAGAGGCCUUGGCAGGUUAAGAUUGAGCAUGUUUAUCGUGAGGCGAACUUUGUUGCGGAUUAUCUAGCCUCUCUGGGGCAUUCCCUUGCUGUAGGGAUGCAUGUUUUUGAUGUUCCUAGUACUAUGUUGCUGUACUGGCUGUACUUUGAUCGAGUUGGGGUCCAAACACCCCGGUUGGUUUAA
Molecule: messenger RNA, 834 nt
Organism: Linum tenue
Lineage: Eukaryota; Viridiplantae; Streptophyta; Magnoliopsida; Malpighiales; Linaceae
Source: the annotation of a GenBank genome assembly